This is a messenger RNA of Helianthus annuus (common sunflower), 2245 nucleotides long. Its product is annotated as glycine--tRNA ligase, chloroplastic/mitochondrial 2. Bases 1305 to 1748 code for a protein of 147 amino acids. Gene Ontology annotation, cellular component: chloroplast stroma; mitochondrion; cytoplasm. The record is from RefSeq and is a predicted model, not a curated record. The transcript is spliced from 12 exons. Lineage: Eukaryota; Viridiplantae; Streptophyta; Magnoliopsida; Asterales; Asteraceae. Gene Ontology annotation, biological process: glycyl-tRNA aminoacylation. Gene Ontology annotation, molecular function: glycine-tRNA ligase activity; ATP binding.
UUUAUAUGUGGCUAAAAGGCUCCAAUAGUCCACAGUGGCUUCUCUUUGUUGAUCUUCGUUCUUCCACUGCCUUCUGUAUCCUAAUUUCUUUAUGACAUCAGCAUGGGGUUCAAGCUUUUCUAAAGCACGCAAACUGAUCUAGGGCGUGAUUUGGUUUGGCGAUAUCUCCGCAACCGCUGGUGGUGCCUAUAGACUAUAGUGGUGGAUAACACGUGUUUAAAUUAGAAACUAAAUCAAGUUAUCUAGGGUUUCUUUCUUCUUCUCUGUACUUGUAACCACAGCAAAAGGUUCUAAUAUCUGAUCAAAACCGGCCAAACAAUUCGAAGAAGAGCGACAAAGGAAAAAAGGUAUGGAAAGGGGGAAAUAGUUAUGGAAGAGUAUUGGUAUUGGUAUUGGAUUUAACCUAAGAGAGGCUAUUAAAGGUAUUGUUGUUAUAUAGUUUUUACAAUAUCAGUUGUCUGUUUUUAAUUGCAUUUCGUUAUGCUGUUGAGUUGUUGAAUUGGUUGAAUGAAUUUAAGAUGUGUGUUAGAUGAAUAUGAAAAAUAAUAGAUGAAUUUGAAUCAAAUGGAUUGUUACUAUGAAAUGUGGAUUGAUUAUUUGUGAAAACCAGAAUACAUAUUGGAUGAGGAGAAUGUAUAUAUUGUAUCUGUUGUAUAUUUGUUGGUUUAAUGAUUGAUUUUUAGACUUAUUUGUUCUUAUCGAGUUAGUUGUUGCUGGUAUUGGAAAUGCAUAUGCCACUCACUAUUGAUGUUACUACAUCAUUUUGAGGUUUUUAAAGUGCUAACAUCAUGUCAUCUUCCUCGUCUUUCUGUCAACUUUUAAAUGAAUUACUAUACAUUUUUACUGGUAAAUAUGUUUAAGAAAGAAUAUAGCUAAAAUGAUGUUUUGGGUGGAUUUUAAAAGAAAAUAGGUGAUAAAAUUUUAUUGCAGACCCCUUUAAUGAUUUGAUUUAUGCUAUUAUAUAGUGCUGAUAUUGGGCAAUGGCAGAAAUGAGAGAUAUAACAACAAUAAACGAAACACACUUUGUUUUUAGGAUCAUGCAAUUCUGGACUGCGCGAAUUCUUAUUAUUGUUUUAUCAAAGGAGUUGCCAGGUGCAAUUGCUAAAGUGUCGUUACCAAAGUCCACGCGUUGGAAUUCUGAGGUCAUCUUUAGCAGACUAUUCGUUGGAUUUUGGCACUCCAUGGGGAUGCAGUUGUUCCUUUUGCAUUUGCUGGCGUAUAUUCAGUGGUAACUUUCUCACGGUCUACGGAAUACAGCAUCGGCUACAACCUUGAUCGAUAGCGCAGAGUCUUACGCUAAUGUAAUGCAACAAGCCGGAAUUUCUGUAGACACUGAGCAACGGAAGAAAAUAAUUGUAGAACAAGCCAAUUAUUUAGCAAAUGGUGUUGACGGAUGUCUUGUGAUGCAAAGCAACUUACUUGAUGAGGUUGUAAACCUUGUCGAAGCACCUGUUCCCGUGCUCGGAAAAUUCUCAGAGUCGUUCCUAGUGCUCCCGAAAGAUCUGUUAGUAAUGGUUAUGCAGAAGCAUCAGAAGUACUUUGCGUUGACGGACACGAACGAAAGUCUGUUGCGUAUUUCAUUGCUGUUGCAAAUGGAGCAAUUAAUGAAUCAGUUGUUAGGAAAGGAAAUGAAGUUUUACUCAGAGCUCGAUAUGAAGAUGCUAAUUUCUUUUAUGAAUUGGACACUAGUAAAAGGAGAAACUUGGAACGAUGGAGGACAAAAUGAUACGGGUCGAGAGUACCGUUAGUGAACUCGGGUCAGCCCUAGGGCUAAGUGAAGAUAAGCUUCAGAUUGUUCAUGAAGCUGCAUCACUCGCUAUGUCUAACCUCUCAGCUGCUAUUGUUACGGAAUUUACGUCUUUAUCAGGAAUAAUGGCACGCCACUAUGCUCUUCGUGAAGGAUACUCACAACAGGUUUCCGAUGCAUUGUUUGAGAUUACCAGCAACAUGAAUUAAACACUUGGAGAAUCAUACAACAUCAAAACCGGCCACCAGUUACAAAUUUUCUCCCCAUCACAACAGCAGUAAUGUGGCCAUGAACCCAUGGAUGCAAAUUUGCAGCACUUUUAAGUCCAAAACAGUGAGUAUGUAUGUGGACUUGAAGAAAACAGUCUUGAAAUAGUUAUUAGUUUAUGUGUAAAGUCGUUUUCCUUUGUAACUUUUGUAGAUAGGUUUUGAUUAGAAGUUAAUGUUUAUAAUUAGUAUUACUAUUUAUAUUAAAAACUUAUGUAUGGAUUUUGGGUUA